Molecule: messenger RNA, 5187 nt
Organism: Betta splendens (Siamese fighting fish)
Lineage: Eukaryota; Metazoa; Chordata; Actinopteri; Anabantiformes; Osphronemidae
Gene: klhl6
Product: kelch-like family member 6
Exons: 13
Coding region: 274-2103 (609 amino acids)
Molecular function (GO): protein binding
Source: RefSeq, a predicted model, not a curated record
UGAAACAUGAAGUGAAAAACGCAUGCUUCUUAAAGCGUGUGUGCAGCAUGUGACCACUUCUGCGCGUUGGCGUCCGACGGAGGCCAACGCUGUGGUUGGAGAGAAAAAAGGAAAAUCUGGUAACUUCGGGGAAACGAGCGCAGCGCUAGAAGAGGAAGUGUCUAGAAACGAGCAGCUACAUGCGUGCUGCAUGUUCCUCAUUGAAGAGGAAUAGGAACGCAGGUGCACGUCGCGGCAGCGCGAGCCCCCGCCGACGGGCCCACGGCGUAGAAGAUGAGCGACUCGCUGGAGAAGACCACGGACUACCCUCUGCCGCUGCCCGCCGAUGGGCCCGGUCCCGACGAGGAGGAGAGGGGCCCCGCGGCGGCGGCCGGCGAGCUCCACUGGGAGGACGGGGGGCUGCCGGCCGAUUUACAGCGAGGGAUGGAGGCCCUGCGCGAGAACCAGGAGCUGACCGACGUGACGCUCAGGGUGCAGGGACACGACUUCCCCUGCCACAGGGCCGUCCUCGCCGCUGCCAGCGAGUACUUCAGGGCCAUGUUCUGCAGCGGCCUGAAGGAGAGCCGCGAGGAGUGCGUGGAGAUGAAGGGGCUCGACAGCGGGACCAUGCGCGCGCUCCUGGAGUACACCUACACCAGCCGGGCCCUGCUCACGCACGCCAACGUCCAGAGGGUCCUGGAGGCCGCCAGCCAGUUUCAGUUCCUGCGCGUGGUGGACGCCUGCGCUGGCUUUCUCAACAAGUCUCUGCACCUGGAGAACUGCGUUGGGAUCCUGAAUUUGGCUGAAAGUCACGCCCUGUCGGCCCUGAAGACCAGGGCCCAGGACUUCAUCACCUCCGAGUUCUCCAAGGUGGCCCAGCAGCAGGACUUCCUGGAGCUGCCGGCCGGGUCGCUGGAGGCCGUCCUGGAGAGGGACGACCUCGACGUGAAGUGCGAGGAGUGCGUUUUCGAGGCGCUCAUGCGCUGGGUCCGAGCCCGGCAGGACCAGCGCCAGCCUUUACUGGCCCGGUUGCUGUCGCACGUGCGGCUGCCGCUGCUGGAGCCGGCGUACUUUGUGGAAAAAGUGGAGGCGGACGACCUGAUUCGCUGCAGCAGUGAGGUUUAUCCUCUGCUGCAGGAGGCGCGAACCUUUCACCUCUCGGGGAGAGAGGUCGUCUCUGAACGAACCAAACCCCGAGUGCAGCACUUCCUGUCCGAGGUGUUUCUGAUCAUCGGCGGCUGCACCAAAGACGAGCGCUUCAUUUCCACGGUGACGUGUUUGGACCCCCUGAGACGCAGCAGACUGGAGGUGGCCCGGCUGCCAAUCACAGAGCUGGAGGACGAGUCCCAGAACAGAAAAUGGGUGGAGUUUGCUUGUGUCACCUUCCGCAAUGAGCUGUACAUAUCUGGGGGUAAAGAGACGCAACAUGAGGUCUGGAAAUACAACGGCGCCGUGGACAAGUGGAUCCAAAUCGAGCCCAUGGCCACCGGGCGCUGGCGGCACAAAAUGGCCGUUCACGGGGGGAAGGUGUACGCCCUCGGUGGAUUCGACGGAGUUCAGAGACUCUCUAGCGUGGAGGCGUACGACCCCUUUCACAACCGCUGGACACAGGUCACGCCUCUUGCGGUCGGCGUUAGCUCCUUUGCUGCUGCCAGUUUUGACAGAUGGAUUUAUGUGAUCGGCGGAGGGCCCAAUGGAAAGCUGGCCACGGACAAGGUUCAGUGCUGGGUACCUGAGGCCGACUGCUGGGAACUGCGGGCUCCUAUUCCAGCAGAAACCAAAUGCACAAACGCUGUCACGUUCAAGAACUCCAUCUAUGUAGUUGGGGGCGCCAUGCAUGCCAUGUACUGCUACUCGCCUCUCUCGGACUCCUGGGCCCUCGUGACCCGUCUGGGGGAGAGGGCGAGCUGUGCCAUCGCUGCCUGUAACAACAAACUAUUUAUCACCGGGGGGCGAGAUAACAAGAACCAGGUCAUCUCCACGGUGAUGUGCUGGGACAUAGACCGGGGGGUUCUGACCGAGGAGUGUGUUCUGCCUAUGGGAGUGUCGCACCACGGCAGCGUGACCCUCAUGAAGUCCUACACACACAUACACAGGAUCACACCGGCCUCAGAGGUCCAAUGACACGGACUGUGGUGGAGAGGACUCGAACGGGAAAUGGACAGUUAUGUGUGGGACACGUCACAAUAUGUGACCACAACACAUUUUAUCUUAAAAACGUUAUUCUUAUUUGGUGCUUCUUCUUUUAUGUCCUAAAUUGUUCUAAAGAGUCACACUUAAGAUUACGUUUCAAAGGAAAUAAAUUCAGUGAAGGCUGCACUAAUAAAGUUUUUGUAUGUCAUGCCAAACCAGGAAGUCAUGAUACUCAAAAAACAAAAAGUUUGUUUCUUGUCCUAUUAGCUAAAACCUCUAGGGAUGUUCUGUGUAAACAUAAACUAAGCUAAUCUUAAUUCAAGUAAAAUACAUGUUGUAGCAUGUUUUAUUUGAUCUACUGAAAGUAUUCAGAGGUUAUUAUCGUGUCGGAGUUAGAUAAGUUGUUAUAAUUAAUGAGGGUCACUUAUUGUGAAAACCACAUCCGGAACUCAGGUGAAUGAAACACGCUUUCUUUGUUUGUGUGUGACUUUACGUUCACUUUCACUUUGUGGUGCGUCUCUAAUGUUCCUGCGCGAGGCAUUUGCUUUGAAAAAUGCUAGAAAUAAUGAAAACUAACAACUUGGAAUUAUAGGAAGGACAUUUUGUUGCUUUAACUUUAGCCCUGGAGUGAAAGUUCAGCCUCAGCUGCACCUGCGAGUCAGAAAUGACUCGUCUGUAUUUCGUCCUCUGUAUCGUUUGCAGCUGCUCAGUUUCUGGGCAGUCUCUUACAUACGGUCUCAUCGGACUGAAGGUCACUUUGCAGCCAGACGUCACUGGGACUAAACAGCCGGAUAAAAUUCUGUGGAUUUAUAAAGGCAACAAAGUGGUGGAGUUUGACGGAAGGAAGCAGCAGGAGUUCGGUCUGUUUGAAAACCGGGUCACCCUUGACUGGAUUUCUGCAGAACUGAGUAUCACAGGCCUCACACUGAACGACAGUGGAGAAUAUUAUAUGGAAGUUUACACAGACAAAGAGUUGAAACGGCAAAAAAUUGUAUUUGGAGGUUUUUGUGUUUGAGUUACUCUGCCGUCUUUUCAUUGCAAUAUCAUUCAUUCACAUUCAACAUGUGAGAGGAGCAAUGAAAGCAGCUCUACAGAUGGAGAGGAGGCAACGUUGACCUGCUCGGUGGAGUACAGACAACCUCAGAACUUAACGUAUGAAUGGAUCUACCAUGGCCCUGGUCAAAGGUUGACAGUACCACUAAGCAAUAAAAGUACAGAAUAUACCUGUAUGGUGAGAAACCGUCUGAGCAAUGCAACAGCCACAGUCACUGCCAAAACCUGCUACCCUGAUGAAGGUGUCUCUACACUGAUCAUGGGCCCAAUUGGUGCAAACGUUGUAGCACUAUCAGUAGCAGCAAUAGCAGUCGUUGUAGGCAUCAUAUGCUACAAAAUAUAUAAAGCCUGUUUCACAGGAGGUGUGGAAAACACAUCAGCUGAAAUAUAUGUUUUGAAGAAUGGAACAGCACAAAACAAAGAAGAAAGAAGUCCUAUGUACAGGACACCUCCUGUUCCAGGAGUUGUUCCUCCUCCUGAGGAGCAAUUCGAGCUCCUGAGCAACAAUAAUACGACUAGUGACCUUGAGAGAAGAGACACAGAGUUAUGUGAACCUGAGCUUCAAUUAAAGGUUAGACCACAAAACAUUACAGACAUUAGUUGUGUGUAGUUUAAAGGGAGCUACAAAUUAAUGAUGACAGCUUUUUAUCAUUUAGUAUUUUUCAGGGUUUGUGAGAAAUCAGUGUUAAGGAGCCUAAGAAAUCUCAUAUUUUGUGUAGUUACUAUUAUAUUCACAGAGUUUUUAAUAAUCUAAGUAAAUACAAAUCAUUGCUUACUUGAUUUGGGGGAUUUGAGGGUUUUCAGCUCUGAAUAUGUGUUAUGUUCUACAUUACGUUAUAUUUAUUACUACCACAAAACAAGAGUACUUAUUGUCAUCUAUAAUAAUAUUACAUUUUGGACAUUGCCUGCUAGUUUAUUUUAUUUACAUCUAUAAUUAAUUUACUAAGCACAGAAUAUUAUUAUUAUUUGUAACAUGGUAAAUUGCAAUGUCUAUGCUGACAUGUUUAAUUCAAUUUCAUUUACAUAGCGCCAAAUCACAACAAAGUUAUCUCAAGGCACUUUACAAGGUAAAGUUUAAGACAGGGGUGCUCACACCUUUUCAGCAUGCGAGCUACAGUACGUAUAAAAUGAUCAAGUCAAAAUGUACGUUGCAUAACCACAUUUGCUGCACAACGCAACAUAAUUAACUAUGUACAUAUUUUUGCCGUUACCCAAGUUCACUCUGAUGAAUUGCACUAAAUUGAAUCAAUCAGGGAUGCAUAGUCUGGACAGUAGCUGCUGACAGCCAACAUCAGGCACAUUUCCAAAUGUUCAUCAGUCAUAGUGGAGCAGUAUUUGGACUUAAGUAUCUUCAUGUCAAGUUCUAUUUUCUGUGGGAAUUCGGUGUUGUAUGUUCUAUGAACAGUUCGCAAAAGGCUGCUCCACAUUUCCGUUCUUUGGUGUUGCGAUGGUAGACUGGCAUAUGAGGCAAACACAGUUUGAAAAUGUCAUUGUGAAAUUAUGAUUGAUUGUGAAAGGUGAAUCAACGUUGAAGGGGCAACAUUGAUUCAACAUUGGUCAAGUGUUGAUCAAACGUUUCACUGUUACAUCAAUUUCACAAAAACAACUGACAAUAUUUCAACAUUAAUUUAAAAGUAUUUUGUUAACCUUUUUACAACCAUCAGUAUUUUUAGAAUAACAUUGUUUCAUCAAUGUCACAACAAUAACUGAAGAUGUUGUUGAUUUGGUGACCCUCAUGGUGCUGUGACGUGUUCAGGUGUUACAAACCAAACUGGCAAAGACCAUUUGCUCUUCCUGCUCUGAGGUAUCUGGGGAUGUAUAGUGUAUAGAACACAAAUAUUCUCACCAAUAGGGCUCAGAACUAAAGUAGUUAGCUGUAAAGGUUAGCCAGUGUACAGCGUUAGACUACUGCAUGUCAUCACAAUAUACUGUAUAAAUGAGUUUUUUGAAUUGUCUUUUAUAACCUGUAUUGGACCAACGUUACAAAUUCUGAUUUUAAAUAAAGAAAAGAAUACAUUUGCA